AUGGCAGCGAACGAGGAGCCAAAAGGAGCGGGAGCGCUGAGGAAUGCCUUCGGAAAUAUUCUCUGUUUCUUCAUCCUUCUCCUCAUCGGAGUCAUUGCCUUCUCGAUCCGUCUCUUCUCCGUGAGUCUCCAUCCUUUUUUUGAUCGUUUAUUCCGAUAUAUCUUAUAUGCGGAACGCUAAAUAUCCUUCAUUUGGAUCUUUAAUUCGCACGUUCGCAUUGUCCAGAGUUGGUUGAUUUCGCCUGUAUUUCUUAUUUCGUGUAUUUUAUUUUUAGGUUAUCAAGUACGAGAGCGUGAUUCAUGAAUUUGAUCCCUACUUCAACUACAGGGUCACCCAGGUUCGAUCGCUAUAAUUUUCCUGACCCUCGUUUCCUUUUGUUGCGAACCGACGCUUUAAGUUUUUCACAAGUAUCUGUUUCAUAAUUCCCCCCCAUAUGUAUUGAUUAUGUCUGUUUACUUUCACGUGAUCUGCUGUUUUUAUUGAGAUCUUUGAAACUUGAAAGAUGACGACUAAGUUUUUUCAAUUAAGGGUAACAUGGAAAAUUGAAUGUGUGCAGAAAAUUUUAACAGUUAGCGAUGUACCUCCCAUCUUAAAGGGGUUCGUAGAGAAUAGUCAUCAAUUUUUUUAAGAUUUAUUUUGGAGUGGGCCAGUGAAUUCAUCUAAGAAACCAGCCAAGCCUAACAAUGCAGGACCCAGGAAAAUUUGAUCGACUCAGUUUUGCACCAGCCGGUAACUUCUACAAUUUUCAAAUAGUAAAGAUGCAUAUAUUUCAGUAGACGAACAAAUUUUCUUUCUCAAGGUGCUGCAGACAAAAGUUAAGUUGCCAACAUUGUUCUCCUGCACUUGUAAUCAUUCUCAGGUAGCCAGGAGUUAAAUAAAUCAUUGAAUUAAAUCAUGCAUUAUUUUUUUCAGUCCACGCAAUGAUCAGAACCCAGUAUUAUGAUACUUUAGACACAUAAUUGAAGAUAGAAAUGUGAAAACUUUUGUCGACGGAUGCUGUAGUCUAUCAAGCCAGUCCCUUCUGACGUUCCUACAUGUUUUCUACCAACUUUCAAGAUCCCUAUGGUGUGGAAGAAAAGGACCGAAGGCCUUUUUGGGUGUGGAAACUGUCGGGGAGAUGAGGCAGAGUUUGCAGUUGCACAGGGGAGGGGGAACGUGAUUCUCUAUCAUUAGCCAGAUGGAUGGAGAAUGUGUAAUGAAAUGGCUUCAAAGGUUGGGUUACAGGGAGGACACUCCACGGGUGAAUUUUUUUGAAUGCAAAAUAGCCAAGAAACAGAAACCUAUGGAGAAAAAAAUACAUGCACUUACCAUUCACAGAUAGGGUUAGGAAGAAAUGAUGUUUUAGUUGAGAAAAAGAUUUGGAAAAUCUUAUUCCGAGAAGACUAGUGUCGCACAGGUUUCUUUGAUUCUAUUUUUACCAAUUUUCUGUCCGAUCAGUUGAAUUUUGGAGUGGGUCGACCCAAAUGCAUAAUAUUACUCAGCUAUGAUGUGGGGUCCCAAGGUGAGUCUGAGAGGAUACAUACAAGAAUCAUGAUUCUUACGGAACCCUGGUCUCCUAAAGUUACAAAUAUGUAAAAAAGGAAGAAACGAUAUUCAAAUGGCAAAUGCUAUUUUUGUGUAAUCUUCCCAGAAGAUGUGGGUCAUCACUCCAUGCUAGCAAAAAAGGAAAAAGGGUCUUGGUUUUAAAGACGUACCAAAGUUCUGGAUUUCGAAGCUAAAAUUUAUUUAAAUUCAAGCAUUUCACGCAGCCCUGUGGAAUUUUUACGAGGGAAUUUCUUUCUGCACGGUAUUCUGUUAAAGGAAAACCUUAAACAUUGCAUAUGAUACAGUUUGGGAGUUAGAAGGACCAGUAACUCUCACAUAGAUAUUUUCUCCUUCGUUUUAGUGUUGUAGGUGGGAACAGUGGCAGAUUUUUAUAUGUUUGUUGUUCGUUUUCUUAUGAUAGUGCUUUUUUUUCCAUGUCUCAGAUACGUAACUUUUUUCUAGUGUUUCUAAUGUUGGUUGUAUCGCUUUAUGAGGAAAAUCGUUACUUGGAAACUCGUUUCCCUUCUGGCUAUAUGCUUUGUUUGAUUUCAGUGGAAUAUAAUUCCUACUCAAGUAGAACAUGGCUACCUUUCAACAGAAUAUUGAAUUUUUUUUAAUGAAACAGAAGGCAAUAAAUUUCUUGUGAAAUAUUCUGGCCGUCAUAUUUACUUAGAAUCUUUUCUUUUUAUAUUUUUUGACUAAUUAGUUGAUAUGUUUCAGUUCCUAACAAAGAAUGGAAUUUACGAUUUCUGGAACUGGUUUGAUGACCGAACUUGGUGAGAGAACAAUAUAUAUAGAUGCUUAGUUAAUUCAUAUGCUCUUUAUAAUCUGAUGCCACAAUAGUUACUGUGUUUCUGAGGGUGAUACUCUGUUAAUUUGUCAUAAGGUAUCCUUUAGGUCGUGUGAUUGGGGGAACUGUAUACCCUGGGUUGACACUAACAGCUGGCUCCAUGUGGUGGUAGGGUUCUCUUAUAUUUUAACAAUAUAUCUCGUUUACUUUUUGAUUAAAAUUCAAUAAACAUUUUGUGAAUAAAUAUUUGACCUACUUUCAUUUCUGUUGCAGGAUAUUGAAUUCUUUUAAUAUCCCUCUGUCAGUGGAAACGGUCUGUGUGUUUACUGCUCCAGUUUUCUCUGCUAAUGCGGCUUGGGCCACAUACCUUUUGACAAAGGUUUUCCUCUUGUAAAUAUUUUUCUCCUUGUAUUAUAUUUUAUUAUGAGAACUCUUAUUACGGUAUGAAAUGUUUUUGCUGUACGCAGUAACGCCAGUGUCCUUUUUGCAGGAAGUCAAGGGCACAGGAGCUGGGUUAACUGCGGCACUUCUUCUGGCUAUGGUAGCUUAUCCCCAUGCUUGAGAAUUUGAAGUUAUCAAUCUCUUAUUCCUUGUUGAAUUAACAACCGUUUAUUUUAUUAGGAAACUUGUGGACGUAAAAUACUUUAAUGAGAAUCUAUGGAUUUCAGAAGCCAUUCACGGAGAGAUUGUGGCGUUUUAUCAAAUGUUUACGUUUCAACUUUUCUCUUCCAGCCCAUUUCUGCAUUUGAAACCUAUCUUUCAAUCCCCUUUUUUAGUCCCACUAUUAUUUGAAUUGACUUGAGCAUGCUUUCCAAGAAAUCCCUGGGAAAAAAAUCAAAGAUAUCUCGGUGAGAUUGUUACCGUGAUUUACACCAUACCUCUGACAUCCUCAGUCAAGUGGAGGAGAUGCCUAUAUUAGCAUUAUUUCAGGACCUUGAUUGCCGGCACUCACUACUUGGACCAAGUUGACAUUCCAAUUCGAGGGUGUACAUUCAUCACUGUGAUCUCAUGUAGCUCGGGAUUCUAAUUUUCAGCAUCUGUACUUUUUUAUUUUGCUAGCAGUGGGUCAGCACGCCUACUAUUUCUUUUCUUACUUGCUGUGAAUUUUUUUUGUGGGCAUUUUUUCAUUUAUGGUUUGAGGUUUUGAGAUUUGAUUAUUUUUUUUAAUGCUUCUAAUUGAAUUACAGGCAAUGAGCCUUACUUUCAUGGCUUGUUACUUAGAGAAUUAAGAUGAACCUUAACAUGCCAGUCUGGGCUGGUUGUCAGGCUUUCUCUGUCGAACUGCUUGUUAAAUUAGUCAGUAUUGAUGAGAAUAACAUCUCAUAUCGUAUGUCUAUAUGAAGCUGUUAUUGUUAUUUACUCUACUACUGAUGUUAGCAUUUCUAUGUGCCAUGAUUCAUAUCAUACUUAUGAUUUAUUUUCUCUGGAGUUUAAAUUCAUUAUUUUCAUGUAGGUUCCCUCCUAUAUAUCACGGUCAGUCGCUGGCAGCUAUGAUAAUGAAGCCGUGGCAAUAUUUGCUUUGAUAUUCACAUUUUAUCUUUACAUAAAGGUAAAUAUGAACUCAAGGUUUUGAUGCAUAAAUUACAAAUGUAUUAAAGUUACGUCAACCAUUUAGAUAUCCUUCUGUUUUAGAUUUUUAUUUUCGUAUGUAUAAGUCCAUUGUUUUUCUCAUGGUAAUCAUUUACCAUUGUUUUUCAGACAUUGAACACUGGAUCUCUCUUCUAUGCUACGUUGAAUGCUCUAUCAUACUUUUACAUGGUAAGGAUGGGCUGCUGAGAUUUAAUCACGUUUCCUGUUUUUCACAAUGAUCUUAUUGCUAUUUUGAAUUUUAUUUUCAGGUAUGUUCGUGGGGAGGCUAUACCUUCAUCAUUAACUUGAUUCCUAUGCACGCUCUUCUUUGCAUUGUGACAGGCCGUUACUCUUCUCGACUGUACAUUGCUUAUGCUCCUCUUGUAAGUACUGUACAGGUUACUUUAGAAAUGAGUUUGCAUUCAUGUUUUUUUGUUUGCCCACCUUUUGAUUUUAUACAUCUUAAAUUAUGUGAUGGAGGGACAUAUAUAUUUGUGCUUACUGCCUAGAAAUUCUUAAAUUAUCUGAUAGAGGGACAUUUCCAUAAGGUCUUCUUGAUUCUAUUUUCUGUGGCUGCAGGUUGUCCUUGGUACGCUGCUAGCAGCCUUGGUUCCUGUUGUUGGUUUUAAUGCGGUGAUGACAUCAGAACACUUUGCGUCUUUUUUGGUUAGCUCCUUAUCUUUAUGGCCGAACACAGCCCACAUUCAAUAAAAUUUCAUUUGAAGUUAACAAGUUUUUGCGAAACUUUAGUGCCAUUGUAACCUUUCUUAGAAAAGUAGUCUGUAGCAUCUUAUUGUUAGCGAAAAAAUAAUGCAUCCAUGACGACCAAUGUAUACCUGAGUUAUACUAACCACCACAAACUAGUACGGUCAUUAUCCUUUGGUUGUAACCCAAUCAUGAUGAUCAUUUUCUCAUCCCGAUUCUAUUUGUGCAAGGCUAUCGCAUUUUUUAAGAUCCUCUUAAAACAUGCUAUUUUGAUCUCUCCCUUUAUGUUGCAUGGCUGAUUCCUCAUCAUUUGAAUGGAGUUUCUCUCUCGCAUCCAUAGUUUUCUCCUCUUGGAGAAAACCAGCUAAGAACAUUUUCCCAGAACUCUAAAUUGUGGCUCAAGCCGUGCACACCUCAGGUGGAUCACACUUUGACAAUAACUACUGCCUCUCUAGCUACGAACUUCUUAAUCUCUGAGGUUUUCUUAGCAGAUGCCAAGAGUUUCUGGUAUGACAGGUCGCGGUCAUUGAGUACCUAUGUGAAAAACUGCAACUUUGGGAUAGUAACAUGGAGGAAUUUGAUGGCGUAGAGGUUGAAUCCAUUCUUUGAUUUGACCCAUGUAAAUUUAGGGUAAUUAUCAUUAAGAAAAAAAUGGCUUUACAGAUAUUUUUUUUGGUGAUAAGUUUGCUGUAUUUUUAUGGUAUGUCUUCAAUUUAGGUGCUCCCUCAUCUUGGGUCUAUCAGUUUUUCAUGCUAUUUUUUUUCUUCUUUUAAAUUAUGCUGAUGAUAUAUCCACGUGUAAAACUUUUACUGUAUGUUUUUUCUUUGGUUUUUGCACUUUAUCUCAUUUUCGUCUCACAUUUCUUCACAUCCAGGUGUUCAUUAUUAUCAAUGUGGUGGCUCUUGUGUACUAUAUCAGAGGAAUUCUUUCACCGAAGAUGUUUAAAGUGGCUACAACACUUGUCGUGACCCUUGGCAUGUAAGCAUUUGUCCUGUUACAUCGUUCAUCUUCAACCUUUAACACAUACAGGUCAAAAAAGAACGCAUGCGUUAGAUAAUUUGUUAUAAUCUCUGUCAUAUAAUUGUUUCUAUGGCACUAGCUAAUUUUUCUGGGUAACAUUGAAAGUUAAAGAAACAUAGUUUCAAUGACGCCCAAACUUCGUGAUAGUUAUGAGGACAUUUGGAUAUUUUUUCUAAUCAGUGUAUGCUGAAUUUUUUUCUUUUCAGUACUGUUUGUGUUGCAGUCGUUGCUGUGCUUGUAGCAAUGGUGGCUUCCAGCCCAACAAAAGGAUGGAGUGGCCGUAGCUUGAGUCUUCUUGACCCGUAAAUACUUUCCUUUGCAUGUAUAACUAUGUUCCAUUUCAAUUCGUUCUUUGAACAUCAUACAUAUAUAAGCAUAUAUUGUAUACAUAAAAUAUUGCAUUUAUUGGUUUGCCUGUAAUAUUAAAAAUUAGAAGAGAAAACAAAUCUUAAUUUGAUGCCUUCCAUCUUUUUAUACUUGGUGAAUAUGUUUUCGCACAGAUACACGCAUACAUACAUAUUUACAGACCAUACAAUGAUAGAAAAUUAUUAGUUGACAAAUGAAUGUUGGGAGGGAGAUGUUAGUGUGACGCCUUAGUCUAGAUCUGAUGGCUCUUUGAGGGAUUUAGCUAGACAUGGAAUGAUUUGUCAGGAGCUGUGUUGGAGAGCCUUUCUUUGAAACAUGUAAACUUGCUGUUUUUUCUUCUUAGAAGAGGGGGAUAAUCGUUGGUUUUGUUAACCAUCUUUAUGUUCACCCACAUGGAGAAUUUCUGAGGUAUUCUCAUUAGUUAACUUCCUUCACAUUUAUGCAAUUGAUUUUUGGUUUGCUCGACAAGUUUUGAGGUCAACAACGGGUAGAUUUCGAGUUUAGGUGUUUUUUCUCUGCAUACAAACAUGGUACGUUUCUAAAAGCAUUUCUUAGUGGAAACAAUGCUACCUUAGUUGAACGAAUGACAAACACGUCGAAGAGCAAGUUUAGAUGCAUAGUAGAAGCAAUAUCUCCCAUUGGGUCAUGAAAAGUGUGAAAAGAUGCAAGUUAUGAGAUCCUUUCGCUGAAGCCAAGUACCCCAUUUUCUAUACCAGAAAAAGAAAAUUUCAUCGUCGGUUCAGGAUUUAAUUAAGUAUGAUGGAUUGGAUCAUACCAAUAUGAAUAAUUUUAUUCCGAAGCAUUUUGCAUAGCUAUUUAUCUCAGGUCUAAAUACCCACAUUUCUUUUUUUGUAUAUAUGGGCAUUUUUUUAAAGUGAGGUGGGCCUGUUGGGUAUGAUAAAUGGGAGAGAAUUGACAUCCGCAAAUUAGCUGGUAUUUUUUCUGUUUUUUACAAUAAUAAUUUUGGUGGCUUCUUUCAACUAUUUUAUAUGAAGUCGUUUAUUUAGACAGUGGGAUGCAAAUGUGGUCAAAUCAGACGACUUGGUAACGGCCUCCUGUGUUGUUGGUUAACGAAAACACAAUGAUUUUCCUAACUGUGAUGAUAUUAAUUUAUUAGAGUGAUCAAUAGCUGUCCUUUUAUUUUAGCUUUAAAUCUUAUUCUGAGGUUCUGUUUCUUUGAUUAUGGCAGUACUUAUGCAAGCAAGUAUAUCCCUAUCAUUGCUAGUGUUAGUGAGCAUCAGCCACCAACAUGGCCAUCGUACUUCACGGAUAUAAAUGUCUUGGCAUUUUUGGUUCCGGCGGGCAUCAUUGUAAGUGUAAAUUAAGUUACAUUUUUUUUCCUCCUGGUAAUUUGAGAAGAAUGUGAAUAUUAUACUGAUUUAAAAAUUAGUUAGGAGGGGCAUUAUUCAUGUACUUUGAUUAAUAUAAAGAGUUUAGUAAAGGUUACUAUCAGCAGUUUUGGCUGAACGAUUCCAGGCAGGAGAAUCUAUCCUUUUUGUUUGUCUUUGAGAUCUUCAAGAGAGAAUUCUGCAGGGUUUUCAAGAGAGAAAAAAGAAGACGUGCUGCGGUGAUUGCCAGGGUUUCUGCCUUUUUCUAAUUUGCUUUAUUGCUUUAGGAAAGUAGAGAAGGGUUGUUUUCCUCUUUUCAUUUGCUUUAUUCAUUGUGCUCUUUUUUGGGGAUGGACUUCUCUAAUGGGUAGCUGUGAUCUUUAUUCAUUGUGCUCUAAUGGGGAUGGACCACUUUUUUAAAGACUAUUUCUCCUGUCUUUACUAUGCCCUCAUCUUGUUCGGCAGGGAUGCUUUCUACCUCUCUCCGAUGCAAGCUCGUUUGUGAUCUUGUAUCUAGUAACAUCAGUAUACUUCUCUGGAGUGAUGGUAAGGAGAAGGCUGAUUCCCUUGAACCUUCGUUAGUGAGUUAAUUUCUUUUUAACAGCUACAAGUUAAUUUCAGGUGCGCCUCAUGCUGGUGCUGGCUCCGGCCGCUUGCAUCAUAUCAGGAAUUGCACUUUCUGACAGCUUCAACAUUCUCACACAAUCAAUAAAAGUUCAUCUGGGCAAAUUACUCAGUAGUGCAUCUGUUGUAUGUCCCUUUUUUUUAUUAUUGACUUUGUUUCUUAGGUCACUUUUCUUGGUAAUCCUCGGCUUCCAGUCGGAAUUUAAUGUUAUUUAUUGAUAUUUAAGGCAGGAGAUAGUACGUCUGAGAAUUCUGCAAGUCAAACUGAACCAAAGGCGAGCAAGCACACGCCUGGUGAGAAAUCUGAAGAAAUCACAAAGGAAAAACAGCCGAAAAAGAACAGAAAGAAGGAGAAGGAAAAGGAAAAGGGAACUGUAGAAAAGGUUUCUAACAAGAAACAGUCGGAAAAGAGGGCUCUUAUUUUGCCUCUUGAAGUCUCUGUUGUUGCUAUCCUCUUGAUUGUUCUCCUGGGGGCCUUUUAUGUGGUACGUACUCCUUUGCUAUCUAUUCAUGCCGUAGAACAGUGUUAUUUGCGUAAACUAGCUAUAUUUUGGCACACUUUACUUCAUAUACCAUGCAUAAAAGAUGGCAUUUCCGAUCUAAGGUUGCCUUUUUUAACUUCUCUGUUUCCUUGGCUCAUUGAACAGCCACUUAAUCUGGGCAAUCUUUCUUGCAGAUUCACUGUGUUUGGGCUGCAGCGGAAGCUUAUUCGGCCCCUUCCAUUGUUCUGACCUCACAUUCACAUGACGGCUUGCAUGUGUUUGAUGAUUUCCGUGAAGCUUAUGCAUGGCUACGGCACAACACUGAGGUGGAUGAUAAGGUGAGGCUCUCCAAAGUCUUUUCAUCAUUUCUUGCUGUUUCUUUUUUCUGUGAGUGUUAACGUAGUUAACCUUGCUGUGUCACGGAGUUCUGGUUGGCUGUGACCGAAAGGUUUACUCUGCUAAGUGUUUUUUUGUGAGAUAGACUUCGUAGUCUGCUGGUUUGAGUCCAUCAGGUUUAAGCUUCUCUUUUAUAUCUUAAAAGGGCUGCGGUGUCAUGAACUACAUCAAGAUUUGACUUUUAGCACGAGAGGCGUGGCCUCUCGGGUUGUCCCUCAUUUAUGUCGAGUCAACGGAUGCAAAUUGAUUCUACCAGUGGUUCGGCUUCCAUGUUGUGUUCAUAUUCCCUAGGUCUCAUUGCCCACCUAUGCCUCAAUCACAUGAGAAGUAUGGAUUCGGUUCCUCCUGUUCAUCAUGAUGAGCUCACAUUCUAGGACUAAUUUUGAUACAAUCAGAGCUUAUCCAUUUUCAUGGCCGCAUAGUUGAUUUUCGCAUCACUUUCUAUUUUUAUUCAUCUUUCUAAAAAGAAAAAAUCUGGCGUCAAUUCUUUGGGAAAUCAAGUUUGUGGAGAAUCGUCUCUUCUUUAACGGGGGAAUACUGCAGAACUUUCAUAUGUUUCUACGCAUCUGCCAUUGAUGAUUACCUUUUCUAGUACUUGGAAGCUUAUCGGAGAGGGGUCUGGUUGCAGGUGGCAUCUUGGUGGGAUUAUGGUUACCAGACCACUGCCAUGGCUAACCGCACUGUUAUAGUCGAUAACAAUACCUGGAACAACACCCAUAUUGCUACUGUUGGGACGGCCAUGUCUUCCCCAGAGAAGCAAGCUUGGGAGAUCUUUAACUCUCUGGACGUCAAGUACGUUCUUGUUGUCUUCGGAGGUAUGCUCCAAUCCCCUCCCCUCCGAUGAUUGAUUUGAGCUAAGAGAAUUAGGGUUCUUCAAAACGCGUUCAUGGAAUUCAGGUCUCGUGGGCUACCCGAGCGAUGAUAUUAACAAAUUCCUAUGGAUGGUUCGGAUCGGAGGGGGCGUCUUUCCUCAUAUCAAGGAACCUGAUUAUCUUGUAAGCAUCCUCAUAUCAGGGACUCUCUCUCUCUUCUCUCUCUCUUUCAUCUCAUAGAUGGGUUAUAUUUCAUAUUUCUUACCUUUUAUGUAUAUCUGUUUUCUAGAGAGAUGGUCAAUACAGGAUCGACUCCCAGGCCACACAGACGAUGUUGAACUGUCUCAUGUACAAGCUCUCCUAUUACAGGUUCUUGAGACGGCUUCAGCUGAAAAGACGUUGACUUGUCUGCAUCUGUCCGGUCUUACCUUUUAUAUCAUUUCACUGUUUUUCCUUCUUUUUUUUUUCCCUCUCAGGUUUGUGGAAACCGAUGGCAAAGGCUUCGACAGAGUCAGGAGGACCGAAAUCGGGAGGAAAUACUUCAAGUUGACCCACUUUGAGGAGGUUGGGUUCUUCUUCUCGAGCUCUGUUUGACUCAAAAGUCGAACUCUCUGAUGAAGAAAAAUAGAGAAACAUUUCCGAUUCGUUUGUUCUUCUUCUCAGCCGCCGUUUUUAUGUGCUGAACCUGCCGUUUUCUCAGGUCUUCACGACACAUCACUGGAUGGUGAGGAUCUUCAAGCUGAAGCCGCCGAAGAACAGGAUCCGCGGCAAGGUGAAGAAGUCAAAAUCGGUAAGUCAAAUCAGGAAAAAAAGAAGAAGUCAUUUUUUCAUGCCAUAAUGCGGAUAGUAUGAAGGAUUGAUCGGUUCCCCCGCUGACAUUUGCAGGGUUCGAAGUCAAAUGCGGCGAACAAGAUAGAAGCAAAGGGUAGGCAGAAUCCAUGGCAUUGA
Molecule: messenger RNA, 10564 nt
Organism: Spirodela intermedia
Lineage: Eukaryota; Viridiplantae; Streptophyta; Magnoliopsida; Alismatales; Araceae
Source: the annotation of a GenBank genome assembly